This is a messenger RNA of Myripristis murdjan (pinecone soldierfish), 749 nucleotides long. It is a transcript of the gene hddc3, whose product is annotated as HD domain containing 3. The coding region runs from base 35 to 574 and encodes 179 amino acids. The transcript has 4 exons. The record is from RefSeq and is a predicted model, not a curated record. Gene Ontology annotation, molecular function: guanosine-3',5'-bis(diphosphate) 3'-diphosphatase activity. Lineage: Eukaryota; Metazoa; Chordata; Actinopteri; Holocentriformes; Holocentridae.
UUUUAAGCAUUUAAUGUGUCGCUAACUCCUCAUAAUGAAUUCAGAAGCGGUAAUACUGUUAGAGACGGUUAACUUUGCGGCAGAAAAACACCGAAAUCAGCGGCGGAAAGACCCCGAGGAGACGCCGUACAUCAACCAUCCGAUAGGAGUGGCGAGGAUCCUGAGCCAUGAGGGGGCCGUCACAGACAUCGAGGUGCUGCAGGCCGCUUUGCUGCACGACACAGUGGAGGACACAGACUGCAGCAUCGCCGAGCUGGAGGCAAAGUUCGGAGUGACGGUGGCGCGGAUCGUCCAGGAGGUGACGGACGACAAAACGCUCCCCAAGCAGGAGAGGAAGCGUCUCCAGGUGGAGCACGCACCUCACCGGAGCCACCAGGCCAAACUGGUCAAACUGGCUGACAAGCUUUACAACCUGAGGGACCUCAAUCGCUGCACGCCCAGAGGCUGGGCAGCGGAGCGGGUCCAGGAGUAUUUUGUGUGGGCGUCCCAGGUGGUGAGAGGCCUGAGGGGCACCAACGCAGCGCUGGAGGAGAAACUGGAUGAGCUCUUCAAGCAGAGGGGUGUGGAGCUCUGACGUCAGAGCCUGAGGCACACCAGGAAAAACAAAGACUCUUUAAACUCCAAUUAAACUACAUAUUUUAUUAAGCUGACUGAUUUUGAUUAUUUGAAGUUUACAAUCUAAUUAUUUUCUUGUUUGUGUUGAUUUUUUUGUCUGAAGGGAAAUAAUAAAUACACACUAUGUAACAAAG